UUCUCGAAUGGUAAUCUUCCCUGGGUGAAGUGAACCCUUCCGAUGGUCGCCAUUUGAGCGGAUUUUCGCUUCUUCUUCCGCUCAAAUGGCGUCUUCUUUCUCAGUUAAUGCUUUCUCACUCAAUUCCCAAUCCGAACUUCACCACUCCAAAACUCUAAUCUCAACAGUCGGCACGGCCCUCAAACACACUAACCCAUCCCAAGCACAAAAACCUCUCUCUCUUCACAAGUCCCCGAGACCCGUUCAUCUCUCCUCCAUAUCUUGCUUCCAAUUUCCGGUUAUUCAAAAAUCCUCUUCAAAUCCCUCACUCCUGAAAAAGCUCUCCAUGUUUUGCGCUGAAAGGAUUGCAGUUUUCCUUGUUGGGUCUUUCAUUUUCGCAGGUUUUCUUGGUUGUAAGCCGGCUAUUGCUUUACCUGUUCAGAAGGGCAGUUACAGUGAGAAGAUAGAGGAAAAGAGAGAGACCCAGAUUGGUGAUAGUGACGAACAAGAGAUGUAUGCGAAGUUAUUGGAGGGGGAUCCAAGAAAUGUUGAAGCAUUGAAGUUGGUAGUGAAUGGAAAGAUGAGGAAAGGGAAGACUAAGGAGGCCCUGCAGUAUGUGGAGAGAUUGAUUGAUGUCCAGCCGGAGGAAGUUGAGUGGCGGCUUCUGCAGGCGCUUUGUUAUGAGAUGAUGGGGCAGUUGAGCAAGGCCAAGCGGCUGUUCAAGGAAAUAUUGGCCCAGAGGCCUCUCUUACUUAGAGCCUUGCAUGCCUUGGCAAUGGUGAUGCACAAGAACCAUGAAGGUCCAGCUAUAUUCGACAUGCUAGGGAAGGCUUUAGAAGUUGCUCAUAGUGAGCAAAGAGUCAAUGAGGAGAGAAACAUUAGAAUUUUAAUUGCACAAAUGCAUGUUGUGAAGGGGGAAUUGGAGGAAGGCUUGAAAAAUUUUCAAACCCUGGUUGAUGAGAAUCCAAGGGAUUUUCGGCCUCAUCUUUGCCGGGGAAUAAUAUACAGUCUGAUGGAGAGGAAGAAGGAAGCGGAGGAAAAUUUUGAGCUAUUCAGAAGCCUCGUACCUGAUGAAUACCCGCAGAGAGUAUUCCUGGACGAUGUUGUGUUGGCAGCCAAAACAAGCUCCCAGCAGCAGUUUGAGAAGGAGUUUAGAGCCCAGUUCCCUCGUCACAGCAACCACCCGACCCGACCCGGUAGCCAGUAGUAGGUUGGUCUCAGUUCCUUCAAUUAAUUUAAUUUUUCUCUAAAUAAAUUAAUUUCUAGGAAUGAGAAAUUUAUUAGGACUUCUCAUUUGUAUGGUCACACUAAAUAGACAUUCUUUAUGUAUUAGUAUAGAUUAAAUAUAAAGUUGAUGGCUUAUAUGAA
Molecule: messenger RNA, 1347 nt
Organism: Diospyros lotus (date-plum)
Lineage: Eukaryota; Viridiplantae; Streptophyta; Magnoliopsida; Ericales; Ebenaceae
Product: protein SLOW GREEN 1, chloroplastic
Exons: 4
Coding region: 86-1186 (366 amino acids)
Cellular component (GO): chloroplast thylakoid membrane
Molecular function (GO): protein binding
Source: RefSeq, a predicted model, not a curated record